Messenger RNA from Scaptodrosophila lebanonensis, 1744 nucleotides. RefSeq lists its product as uncharacterized. The record is from RefSeq and is a predicted model, not a curated record. The transcript has 2 exons. Lineage: Eukaryota; Metazoa; Arthropoda; Insecta; Diptera; Drosophilidae. Bases 14 to 1261 code for a protein of 415 amino acids. Gene Ontology annotation, molecular function: protein binding.
AACUACGAAUGCAAUGGACCAGAUGCUAAACGAAUUUUGCUGGCUGUCUAUUUUGCAGCACCUCGAGUUAAGGGAUCACCUGGCACUGGCUCAGGUCUCAGAAACAUUACACUCGAUUGUUAAAUAUCAUUGGCGAAGCUUAAGUCGCGUUAAGAUACUCGAUGAUACGGUGCAGCGUUUGACGAACCAUCCUCGAGGAAUGCACGAGUUUCUGGAGUGUGCUAGUGCCUCGCUUCAGGAAUUGGAACUAAAAAAUUGCUCCUUCCGGCUUCUAAGAAAAUGGGAGUUCUAUAGUUUCCCCAAACUGCACACUCUUGAUUAUCAAACGAUGUACAACGAGGAUUGUGCCGACGAGGAGACGCUACUACUCACGCAACUGUUCCCAAACCUGAGAAAGCUGACUUUGAGCAACAGUACCAGUGGUCUCCAUUUAUGGUGCUGGAGCAAGCUGCAGGAACUGCAUUUGAUUCGUUGUGACUUUUUGAAUUCCGAUUUGUUUGAGGAAAUUUUCAGCAAGCUGCCGUUGCGCAAACUCACUCUCCUUUACUACGGGGAUGACGUGUGCCUGGACGAAGGCAUUUUUGCCGCUUCCCUUUGCAAAACACUGGAGGAGCUUGUAGUUGAUGAUCACCAUUUAGUUGAGGACUGCCUUCGCAAUUUGCUGAGACUGCCCAAAAUUCGUCGCCUGACCUUUUACACGCGAGAUUACUGCGAAUAUUUGCUAAAGAAAAUUUCAAAACAGCAACCCCUUAAAGUGAACGCGCUUCUUUUCAACGAUAGCUUCUGGAAAAAUGGUCAAGUUGCCGAGAACGUGCUGCGCAUGCUGAACCUCCGCCGAUUCGCUCUGUAUGACGAUGACAUAGGGGGAAAUCAGUUACACAGCAUUUGCGAAAAGAUGCCCAAUUUACAAGAGUUGUAUUUAAUGAAAAUGCGUCAAUUGCCGAGCACCAAAAAACUGUGGGACGCAAUAGCCGCAUCUGACGCAUUGAAGGUCUUGGACUUAUCCAAUACCAAAUUGGAUGAGGAGUUCUUGGAGUCGAGCGUUGCGUGCUUGGAACCAACUCUCAGCAAACGAUCAGCGCCUCUGCAACUGAAUUGUCAUAACUGCGAUAUCAGCCAAGAACGGAUCUUGACUAUGCUCAAGCAUCCAAAGUUGCAAGUUACAUUCGAUCCAGUGAAGACAAAUAUUUGGAGCGCACGAUUUGUUGAUAUUGAAUUUACGUCCACUGUUGCCGACCUCAAGGGCAGCCCAAAUCCUUAGCAGGAACAGUGCCUACGAAAGGCAAAUGUUGACAAAACAAUUGGUCCAAUUUAUUGUGUCGUUUUAUUUAAGUCUUCGGAUAUCCAAAAUAUUUUCAAAACUAUUUUAGCAAGUAGUUAAUCUACUAUGAUAGAUCAUUUGCUUGACAGGGUCUAAACCGCUGCUUUUUUGUUUAUUUCAAAAUUAUAUAAAUCUUUAAGGCAGGUCUCCUUUCUAAAAACAAAAAACAGAACCUGUGUACUUCAGAGGUUCCUUAAACGUAAUUUAAGCCUUCACGGACGACCUAACAAGAAUUCCAUUUUUGUGUACCCAAUUUAAUAAAAGAAAUUAAGUUGCAAAUGUUAGAGUGGAGCGGGAUCAACUUUUAAAUAUUCGGUAAUGCAUUUUGAAAUGUUAUGAAUUAAAUGUAAAUAAAAUAAAACUAGAAAGGAAUGUCCAGCAACUCUCAACACUUGCAAUAAACUGAUUACCCUUUGGUUUAAA